AAAACUAAUAAACGCUACAAAUAUCAAUGAACCUAAUUCUAAAAACUGCGAAAACAGUAUACAAGAAAAAGAACAGCUAUUGACUCAAACUAACAAAACGAACACCUAGUUUUCAGUUACCAACCGAUCUCCUAAUAGCUUUUAUAAAUUCCCAAUUUAUUUUCCCUUUCUUUUUCAUUUCAUUUCAUUUUCUCAAUCGAUCUCGCUCAAUCUCGUAGAGAAACCUUACAUACUAAACCACAGAGAGCUGCAUCAAAUUUUGUCUUUUUGUCGUGUACCUCUCAUACACGCAUACACUCACGUAUUAUACAAGUAUACGUAAACUUAUAUAUAUAUGGCUCCACGUUUGGCUUUCAUAUUCCUUCUCAUAGGUUUUGCUUUAGCCGGUGGAAGUUACGCGGCCGAUUCAUCUUCACCUUCUCCACCGACCACAACGUCAACCACCACUGUAAAAUCCCCCCCAGUGACUCCCGUCGGGAAUAACUCAACGGACGGUACAGAUUACUCAGAUUACGAAGUCCCUGUAGAUCUUGCGCCGGGAGGAGUCGAGGUCGUGGAAGAUUAUGCGCCGUUCGAUACUGGUAUAGGAGUUGAUGAGCUUUCACAACCUGAAGAGGAUUUAAAAAGUAAGGGAGAUCCCGAGGCUACGAACUCGGCUUCUUCUUUUUCUUCUCCAUCCUACUUUUUCUUUGUUGUUGUUGCUGGAUUAUUUUUAUUUUGAGGCUUCGAAACGGUGUCGCUCUCAUCUCACAUUAGGCUAAUCAUUUAAUUCCUCUGUUUCACUAGUAUCAUUUUAUCUUUUAAAAUUUGUUUUAUCGUUAAACGUUUUCAGUGCACAUAUUUAAUAAAUUUUACAAGUUUUACCUCUA
This is a messenger RNA of Raphanus sativus (radish), 869 nucleotides long. RefSeq lists its product as uncharacterized. The record is from RefSeq and is a predicted model, not a curated record. The coding region runs from base 335 to 721 and encodes 128 amino acids. NCBI's taxonomy places the organism in Eukaryota, Viridiplantae, Streptophyta, Magnoliopsida, Brassicales, Brassicaceae. The transcript has a single exon.